GUUAGAGAUUCUCUGAAAAAUAUUACCCGAUAAUUUUGGUGGAGAAUUGGGUUUUUGAAUAAUAAGUGAAGUUGGGGUUCACUGCAGUAAUGGAGCACAGGGUACUCCGGCUCCUACUGUUCCUGAUUCUCAGUUCAAGACAGUAUUCUGCUUGGCAAAACGAAAGACCUGUUUUGGAGUCCGUUGACGGGCACCUGAUAAUAUGGAGCGCGCAGGAUAAAAAUGUCACUAUAAAAACUCGGGGAAAAGGCUUCCUGACAAUAAAUGAUCUGAAUCUUGUGGAAUCUGCUCAUGCGGCGACACACGCAGCUCAAUACGUGGAGAAUUGGAAAAGAGGAUCGUGGCAAGACUUGCAAAACCGGGUGGAGAGAUUGGUCCACACUGUUGAAGGUCCUGAUGGGCUUGUCAGAAAAUUGGAGGGAGGAUGGUGGAGAAAUACCGGAAAUUCAUCGACUUCACGUCCAGCCACUCGGGAUUCCGACAUGGAUCUGUCGACGUUAAAUUGGCGUGUUAACAAUUUGGCAGAUAAAAUUAAGAAAAUACAGACAAAAUUGAAAAACAACAAAUGUGCCAAUAAUCCGUGCUUAAAUGGAGGAACGUGUAUCAGGGUUUAUGAUGGAUAUCAGUGCCUUUGUCCAACGAAUUGGCAGGGUCCCUCAUGUGGAAGUGACGUCAAUGAAUGCGGAAUAUAUGCUGGAACUGAUCUGGGGUGUCAGAACGGAGCGACUUGUGUUAAUACACUGGGUUCUUACACUUGUUCUUGCACGAAAGGAUGGUUCGGUGUCCACUGUACUUCGAGUAAAUCAGCUUGCGAUGCAGCAGACUCUCGGGAAUUAUGUGGGAACGGAGUAUGCGUCGAUCAGAAAGGAACACCUCUGGGUUACACUUGUUUAUGCGAUCAGGGUUGGAAAUCUGAUGGAGCAAACCCAGCCUGUAUAGUUGAUGUCGAUGAGUGCGCUGGGAAGCACCCUGUAUGCUCCGUAAAUCCGGAAGUUGAAUGCAUUAAUUUGAGAGGAAGCUUCCAUUGCGGCAAUUGCCCAGCUGGAUAUUCCGGUACUGGAUAUUUUUGCAGAGAUAUUGAUGAGUGUCUGGUUGAUAAUGGAGGGUGCAGUACAGUACCGAAAGUUCACUGCAGAAAUGUGCCGGGAUCACGAAUCUGUGGACCAUGUCCUCCAGGAUACUCAGGCGAUGGUGAAACUUGCACGUACUAUGGCACCUGUAGAAUAAAUAAUGGAGGAUGUCAUCAUUUAGCAACCUGUAUCGAAUCAACGAAUUCCCUAGUUCAGUGCCGAUGCCCAGCUGGAUACAUAGGCGAUGGACUCGGUUUCAAUGGCUGUACCAUAUCAGCCGUUUCGAAUCCCUGUGCGAUGAACCCUUGCAUUCAUGGGAGUUGCGUUCAGCAAGGUCACAGUUUCAUUUGUAACUGCCAGUCAGGAUACUCUGGAAGUCAUUGUGAGAUUGCGGUGAAUCCAUGUGUUCCAAACCCCUGCAGGAAUAGUGGAAUUUGUACUAGAGCUUCCGAUAAUACUGUUACUUGUGAAUGCACAGCUACUUAUCAAGGACCCAGAUGUGAAACACCGAAGAGAAACUGUGGUGGAUACCUCAGAGAUCCCUCUGGAACUUUAUCGUAUCCUCCUGACGGUGGACGUGAUUCUCAAGGACGAUCCUGUGCCUUCAUUUUUAUAACUAAUCAUAGUCUGGUAUUGAACGUCACUUUCACCAGGUUCAAAUUCGACAGCACUCCUCCUGCAUGUCCCAACAAUUUUCUGCAGAUUCACGAUGGUACGGGUACAUCAGACCACCACAUUGGUAGAUUUUGUGGUACCAAACUACCUAGUGGUGGAAACAUCAUUUCCACCCACAACAGUCUGUACAUAUGGUCACACGUGGCAAGUGUUGAAACAGAUCAAGGCUUCACCCUCCAUUGGAACAGCAUUCCCCCGAAGUGCGGUGGUUACUUAACAUCAGAUCACGGAGCAAUCAGUUCGCCAGGUAGUCCAGGAAAGUAUCCGUUGAACAGAGACUGCCAAUGGGAGAUCAAUGUCUCUCCAGGACGAAGGAUUCAGUUCCAUUUCUUCACUUUUCAAUUGGAAAGCAACACAACGUGCGCCAAAGAUUAUCUUCAAAUCAACGAAACGGUUGGUGAAAGACAGAUCCAAUUGCAACGCUACUGUGGGCACAUGCUGCCAGAGCCUCUCUUCACGUCUGGAUCAACAGCGAUCUUAUACUUCCAUUCUGACGGAGACACUCAAGACCAGGGUUUUCAAAUCGGUUACAGCACCAUCGAGGCUUACCCAGGAUGUGGUGGUAUUCACACUGCUCCCCAAGGUACAAUCUCCUCUCCAGUGGUUCAGGGUCGAUAUGAAGCCGGGCUCGAAUGCACCUGGAAGAUCCAACUACCUCAGGGGGAAAAAAUUCGCCUAGUCUGGCAGGAAAUCGACAUCGAAGAUCAGAAAUACUGUUAUUAUGACUUUGUCGAAAUCUAUGAGGGACCCGACGAAGAAUCUCCGGUUGUGGGAAAGUAUUGUGGAACAAAUCUACCUUUACCGAGAACUCUGACUACCAACGUAGCGAUAAUAGUCUUCAGCACAGACAGUAGUUUCCAUGGAAAAGGUUUCACUAUAAAAUACGAUACACAUUGUGGUGGAGAGUUCCACGAGCCCUCAGGUAUAUUCGCAUCUCCCUACUAUCCAUCAAGCUAUCCCGAUGAUAAGAACUGCUUUUAUGAAAUUAUACAACCCCCUAAUAAGGGUAUUGUCCUCCAAAUAACCGAUUUGGACAUAGAAGGACACUGGCAUUCUGACUGUUAUUUCGAUCACUUGGAUAUAUAUGAUGGAGACAGUAGCAACUCGACGAAACUCGCAGAACUCUGCGGUGGUGAAGAGAAAAUUCCAGAUACACCAUUUUAUUCUUCCAACAAUUACAUGUAUCUUGAAUUUCAAACUGAUGGCAGCUACUCUUUUCGUGGAUUCCAGGCGAAUUACUCAACUGUUGAUAGACGAUGUGGAGGCCUUUUGAAGAAUAAUUCUGGGAGCAUUGUGAGUCCCGGAGGGAAUGAUGGAUAUUCCGAAAAUGAGGAAUGUUCGUGGACUAUUCAGGCACCCAUCGGUCAUGUUAUUCACCUCUCAUGGAUGUUGUGGAGCUUGGAAGGCAACAGCCGGUGUAGGCAUGAUUACGUUGAGAUAACGGAACAAUUUAACAAUGAAGAAUUGUUAAUAGGGAAGUACUGUGGUCACACAAAACCACCUGAAAUCAUCACUCUAGGCAACAUCAUGAAUAUUGCCUUCAAGUCCGACGACACAGUCCACGGUGAUGGUUUCCUCGGGGAAUACAUAUUCAUCGAUGCCUCAAAGUCCUGUGGUGGCCGAUAUUUCAGUUCCGUUGGUGUUAUCACGACUCCAGAGUGGCCUAAAAGAUAUGCCGGUGGGAGGGACUGUGUUUGGAUUAUUGAAGGGCCUGCUAGGUCCCAAAUUAUGUUGACGGUUGAGACAUUUGAUCUCGAGGUAUCGAACAACUGUAGGUUUGAUCACUUGGAAAUCAGGAAUGGUGCACAUGAAACAUCUCCAUUGAUCGGCAAAUACUGCGGGGAGGAUAUACCUACCGUGAUCCGGAGUUUUACAAACUAUCUGUACUUGAGAUUCAAGUCGGACGAUUCUCUAAGUGCACCAGGAUUUCGAAUCGAGUGGGAUGCAACACAAAUGGGAUGUGGGGGAACAUUAACCAAAAGUUCUGAGGACAUUAUGUCUCCAAAUUACCCUAUAUCAACGUCAUCAGUAUCUGUUUGCACCUGGACCAUUUCAAUUGCAAGAGGAAAUCAAAUUCAGAUUAUUCUCGUCGAUAUAGACUUUGGUGAAAGAGCGUCUAGGUGCACAACAGAAUACUUAGAGAUUUCCGAGGGUAUCAAUGGAAUUGUCAAGAAUAAGCAGAAGUACUGCAGUACUGAGAAUCAAUCGCUAAUCCACUUGAAUUCUAACGACGCCACACUUCAGUAUCGCACGUUUUUUGGAAAUGGCCGUGGUUUUCAUAUUAAAUAUAACACCCUUUGUCAAAAUACACUACAUGCUCAUAGCGGAGUUAUUGAAUCUCCUAAUUUCCCUAAUAGAUACCCACCAAACUGUAACUGCACUUGGAUCAUUGAUGCACCUAUGGGAAACAAGAUUAAUAUCUCCUUCUCGCAUUUCGAUCUUGAGCCAGAAAAUCCUUACACCGACAGUCCGUGCAAGUUUGAUUAUCUUGAAAUCAAGGAGGGCUCAUACGGUUCACCCGUAACCGAACUCGGUCGUUUUUGUGCCACGGAGGGUAUGACACUUCCCCCCAAAAUUGUAUCAACUGAAAAUCAGGUUUUCAUUACUUUCCGAACUGAUAGUGAAUCUCAUUUCGGCGGCUUCAGACUCGAGUGGGUUGUAAACGGAUGUGGUGGACAUAUUAAAAAACAACAGGGCACCGUCACAUCUCCAGGGUAUCCAAAUAAAUAUCCAACCAAUAUCGAUUGUGAAUGGACUAUCGAAGUUGACUAUGGAUACAGUGUACAAAUUAAUUUUACAGACGUUGAUACUGAGAAAGAAAGUAGUUGCAUGAUGGACAUAAUUGAGGUAUAUGGUGGAGUGGAUGAGAGUGCACCAAAGCUUGGAGAGUUUUGCCAUUCGAAAACUCCAAUUCUCUAUGUCAGUCCCAUCAAUAGCAUAUUUAUCAAACUGCAUUCGGAUUGGAAUCACGCAGGCAGAGGAUUUACUGCUAAUUUCGCACAAGUCCAGAGAAUGUGUGGUGGUCGGAUCAAAGCAUCUCAAGGCUCCAUUCAUUCUCAAAAUUAUCCGAUGAAUUAUCCAGUGAAUCAGAACUGCGAGUGGUUGAUCGAAGUUGGUGAACAUCAUCUUAUCAAUCUCACAUUCGUCGAUGUAGAUCUUGAAGGGAGUACAGAUUGCAUUAUGGAUUACAUCAAGGUUUUCGAUGGACCUACGAGGGAACACAAUCUUCUCGAGACUUUCUGCGGAAAGACUAUACCAUCACCAAUAAUAUCGUCUGGUGAUAGUCUUCUGGUUGUCAUGAGAAGUGAUCCUGCACAGACAGCCAAAGGAUUUCAAGCGGACUUCCAGCGAGCCUGUGGUGCUCGCAUCGUCACGAAUGGAACUGGGUUCUUAACGACAGCUUCAGAUUUACAUCUCCAGCAUGAGGAUGGUCUCAACUGCAGUUGGAUUAUUUCUGCUGAAAAUCCCGCUGACCAUAUCACUUUGACUAUCUCUCAUAUGGACAUGAAUUGUCGGUGGGGGUCUUGUGAAGACAACUGUACUAGUCAUUAUCUCAAGGUUUAUGAAGGGGAGGGUACAGACGGACCAGUUAAUGGUCAAUGGUGCGAAUCCAAGGCACCUCCACCAAUUGUCAGCAGUGGAAAUACUCUGACUAUUCAUCUUGUUACUUUUUACUACAGCGAUGUGUCCUUCGGCGCUACAUACUCGGCCUUGGAUUCAGCGUGUGGAGGUGAAUACUAUGCAGAAUCAGGCACUCUAGCAUCUCCUGGAUACCCGAAAAGUUAUGCCACGAAUGCAGAAUGUGAAUGGACUCUGCAUACAGCUGCUGGCAAUGGAAUUACUUUGACCUUUUCGAAAUUUAAUAUCGAACGCAGUGACAAUUGUGAUCGAGAUUAUCUGGAAAUUAGGGAAGAUUCGUCAAUAGGGAAGAUUAUCGGGGUUUACUGUGGCACAGAGAUUGGAACUGUACAAUCUAAUAAAACCCUUUGGAUGAAAUUUAGAAGCGAUGAACACGGUACUGCAGAAGGAUUUGUUGCUGAGUACACAUUCAACCAUGGCUCGGAGCUUUUCGGACCUUUUGGAGUUAUUGCAUCCCCACUUUAUCCACACGCAUAUACUAAUUAUAAUCCAGUUACCUGGAGGGUUACAGUUCAGUCUGGUUUCUCCAUCAAAGUCGAGUUUGAUGAUUUCCAUAUUGACAACUUUGGUGAUCUCACGUGCGAUGAGUAUCAAGAUGGACUCCAGGUUUUCGAUGGCUACGAUGAAGAUGCACCACAACUUCAUAACUUCUGUGGUUCCACGUCCCCGGAGCCGUUCCAAACUACUAGCAACGUGAUGUUCCUAAUGUUUCAAGGGGGUAAACAAAGAUUAGGAAAUUGGUUCAAAAUUCGAUAUUAUGAAGUUCCAAGGACGAUAGAUAAGGAAGACAAUACUCUUGUUCACUUAUCAAACUGCAAUGAAGAAAUUGCUCUCAUGAACGAUAACAACUCCUAUUACACGAUUACCUCACCAGGCUAUCCAGACGGUUACAACCACUCAUUGCACUGCAAUUGGUUAAUCACAUCUCCACCAGGAACUCACUUAUUAUUCAAAUUGAAGGACCUUAACCUUGAGGAGGGUCAUGACUGCUAUGGCGAUUCGGUUUCAGUAUUUGAUGGGAUAGCAUUAUCGGAGGAGCCACCUCCAGAUGUCCAUCUACUCGGCAAAUACUGUCGGUCUAACGAAUCUGACAGUAGGGUAGAAAGUAUCACUAAUACCAUGACCGUCAAAUUUCUGACAGAUAGCUUCAUGAAUAGGACUGGGUUCAAGGCCGAAGUUAUUCGAGAAUGUGGUGGUCAACUAGGUGGUCCCAAUGGAGUAAUAAAUUUCAAUAGAACAACGAGAUAUCAAGUGAUGUGCGACUGGAAUAUUACAGUCAGCCGUGGAAAAUCGAUUGAAGUAACCAUAGAGGAUAUACAGCUACCAAAGAGAGACGCAAAAGGAUGUGGAGAUGAUUACGUUCUUCUAAAAAAUGGUCAAGAGGUAGACUCUCCCUUCCUCGGUGAUGGAAAAUACUGUUCUUCAAAUGAAGAAGAACAUGAAUCCUUGAUGACCACCGGUAACAAAUUAUAUGUGAAAAUUUCUGCGAUAGCACUGGUGGCAAUUGUUAAAAUAUCUUAUCGCGAGAUUGGCGUUGAAUGUGGAGGUUCUUAUACAUUGAUGGAAGGUAUCAAUGAGGUAAAAGUGAAAACACCUGGAUAUCCAAAUGUUCCACCUCCUUAUACCGAGUGCUUGUGGACAUUUAUGGCACCAGCUGGACGGAGGUUAUCUCUUCACUUCAUUGACCGUUUUGAUUUGACAUCGAGUGCAGAAUGUCAGAAAGAAUAUGUUGAAGUGAGGGAUGGAGGAACUGAUCAUGCACUGGUUCUGGGUGUUUAUUGUGGUAGAACAGCACCAAGCACCAUAUCGACUAAAGGAAAUAUGCUAUACAUCAAAUACUACACAGAUAUGAGUGUACCGGGAAAUGGUUUCAAUGCUUUAGUGACGGAUGAUGAAAUCUGUGGAGAAGUUAUCAGGGCGUCAACAGGCAUCAUCACAUCUCCAAACUAUCCGAAUCCCUAUCCGAAGGGACGUGAUUGUGCCUGGUGGAUCAUCGGACCCAAAUAUCAUUCACUCCGUUUCGAAAUUAUCGAUCUACAUCUACCCGGCUGGAGAAACUGCUCUCUCACAGAUCAUAUGUCUAUCGAGGGAAUGUUACCCAAUGGUACUAAUGAUUCACGAAAUGAGCCACACGUAUUGUGCGGAUUUAGAAACGUAGAUAACAUCAUUGAAACAUUGUCUAAUGAGGCUGUCAUCACUUUAACUUCAACGGGAAAAAGCCUUGGUAAUUAUAGGGGUUUUCGACUUAACUUCACGUCCUCUAUGACACAAUGUGGAGGGGAGCUCAAUAGUCCUGAGGGUUCAUUCCACUCCUUUGGGUAUCCAACACCCACUCCAGCUAGGAUAUACUGCUUGUGGAAGAUCACAGUACCUCUAGGUGGUCAAGUGAAACUUGAAAUUCUCGAUCUCGACUUGCAGACGGAUAAUUACGUGAGAUUCUACAACGAUUUCCGGUCUAGAUCACCGAUCGGAUCCAUAAGUAGCGCAGAUCGUGAAAGAAUAAUCAGCAGUUCAUCUAACAAGAUGAUGGUAGCGUUUGUGGCAAACGAAGGAUACAGAGGAUUGAGUGCGACAUUCAAAUCUGAGCCUAACCCCCCGUGCGGUGGCGAUAUAAAUGAGCAAAGUGGAUCAUUACCGACUCCAAGUGAAGAACCUUACAAGAGCAGAUCAUUCUAUUGUUUGUGGACUAUCCGAGCUCCAGCUGACAUGAUAAGAUAUGAUGCCCCAGCAGACGUUACUCUGGCAGUUACUGUCACCGGAUCUCUAGGAAAUCAGGUGCGUCCGUAUCGACGUUGUAUCUCGGCAUCAAAAUAUGUUGCGAUAAAAGAUGCUUCUAAUAACAUCAUUGGAGCUGUUUGUGGUAACUCAGAGGAACAGCCUGGGCUUCUGAGAAGUCGAUCGCCCCUGAAUUACUUAGAAAUCUUGAAUGGCACUCGAUGGGGUGCAAUAAAUGUUGACGUGAAGUACCAAUGGAACCGAUGCGGUGCACUUUUAACAGGACCGUCACACACGAUCAGAACGCCAGUAAAUGCUACUUUCCCAAGAAAUUGCGUCUGGGAGGCAGUGUUCCCCGAGGGUCAAGGAAUUGUUAUGACAUUGAAUAAGCUCAACCUUAAAGGCUGUGACAAGAGCUACAUUAUCGUGAAAAAUGGUGGUCCCCGUUCACCAGAGGCUCGUAAAUACUGUGGUAACAUUAUUCCAAAUAAUUUCACGAGUAAAUCUCAUAAAUUGUGGAUUGAGUAUUAUGCUCUUGAAGCACCUGCGGAUUUUGAAUUCGAACUCAAUACUAUUCCUGCAGACUGCAGAUUUUCUGGGUACAAUAUUUCUUCACCUGGGUUUCCACGUGCUUAUCCCAACAAAAGUGAGUGUGUCUGGGAGUACGAUGUGGAGCCUGGCUAUCACAUUGGACUAUCCUUCAUCGACAGAUUCAGUUUGGAGAAUAGUAUCAAUUGUACCAAUGAUUAUGUCGAAGUGUUUGAUCGAGAGAGAAGCGACGAAAAUACGUGGAAGUCUCUCGGUAAAGUUUGUGGAAGAAAUACUCCAUCGCCCUUCAACACAACAACAAAUCAUAUCAAAGUUAUAUUUCACUCUAACGAUGACAUCAGAGGGGAUGGAUUCAAAGCGCAUAUCGAUAAAAACUGCGGAGGUAUUUUCAUGGCUUCUCAGGUUAGUCAAACCAUUAUGUCACCAAUGUAUCCAAAUGGUUAUCCUCGUUAUCUCAACUGCAAUUACACCAUCGUAGCGCCUCACAGAAAAGCAGUCAUAGUGGAAUUUGAGAAUUUUGACCUGGAGACUAUGCCUCCAUCCUGUUGGUGGGCUAAUAUCACAAUAAGUACUAGCAGAUAUUGGAGAUCAAUGGAAACUUCUUACUGUGGAAACAAUAAACCGCCAGUGAUUACGUCAACCAAUAAAAUAGUGAUUAUUUUCAGAACUUACGCGCAUUUUUCUGGAAAUGGUUUUGUCUUCAGGUACUUAUCGAAUGAUUGCGGAGGAGAGUUAACAGAGGAGGGUGUGAUAUCACCACCGACUACCAUCGACGGUUCCAAUUACUACGGUGGAUUGAGCUGCACUUGGCUCAUCACAGCACCACCAGACAAAAGUAUUACAGUGAGAUUCGAUGCACUUGAGACGGAGUAUAGCAGCAGAUGUUUCCACGAUAAAAUAAGGAUAUAUGAAGGACCUGGGCUGAAUGCCACCAAUCUCUUGUCCACUUAUUGUGGAAAUCUUACAGAAAAUCUUCCGGUUACUAAAUCCCUGGGAAACGUAGUCACCGUCAAUUUUGCUUCGGACCAUUCCGAUCAUUUUAAGGGCUUCAGGGCUCGGAUAAUUUUUACCAAGAGUAUUGCUUCGGGUUGCGGUGGAUCGAUCAACUUGACUAGUAGUCACGAUUGGAAAACACAGAAAGGUGCUUAUUACGACAACUUCGACGACUGCAUGUGGAGCAUUGAAGCCCAGCCUGGGAAAAUAAUUAAGAUGACGUUUGAGAGUUUCGAUGUUAAGAAUACGGAGAAUAGGACUGUGCUACCUCAGACAGCUCCCUGCAGUGGAGAUUACCUGGAAAUUAGAGAUGGAAGAGGUCCGAAAUCUGAAUUGGUGGGGAGAUAUUGUGGCAAUGUGCUCCCUCCCAGUAUCUCUUCCGUGCGAAAUCUUCUCUGGAUAAGAUUUUACAGCGAUGGGGAAAAUGUAGGUCGUGGAGUUACUGCCAGACUGGAACCAAUUGAUUCUCCCUGUGGUGAAUCUGUCAUACGGAUUGAGAAUACAACGGUAACAUUGAAAUCUCCACAUUAUCCCGAGAAUUAUCCUGUCGGGCUUCAGUGUAAAUGGAUUUUGUCAGGAUCGAACAGAAGGGAUCUUCGUAUACAUUUCAAGAAUAUUGAUAUGGAGAAUUCGGAGAAUUGUCAAGGUGAUCAUCUCCAGUUGACUGAUAGAAGAUUGAAUAAACACAUUGAGGAAGGUUUCGGGGAGGACUACAUCGUCAACGGAAAACACCAAUCGAAUUUACGAUUUGUAGAUAGUCAUAGACCUGUUGCUACUUAUACCUUUUGCGCCAACGUCGAUUCUUUCGAUUACUACAGUGGAGGAAAUAUCGUGGAGAUCGCAUUAAAAUCUACCAAUGAAAAUUCGCAGAAGCCAAGGAAAUUUGAACUGGAGGCGUCUCUCGCUGACUGCAGAAAUUAUACUAGUCCUCAAGGGAGAAUUUAUCAUCAGGGUUUCAAUAGUUGUUGGUCGACUAUCACCGUUCCUGAAGGACGUACCAUCUCAUUAUACUUUAUAAGGAUGCGAAUUUAUGAUCAGCCUGGAUGUCCGAAGAACUACCUCAAGGUGUUCGAUGGAGAUUUCAAUUCUCCGAUUUUGGGAACAUAUUGUUCAAUCCAAUUACCCUCUCCCAUUUUCAGCACUGGGAACACCCUCAGCCUCAUGUUGAGUGCUGAGAAUAAUUUUUCAUGGCAGAAUUAUGAAAUCACCUAUACUUCGACAACUGAGGGGAGGGGCUGCGGGGGUAGCAUCUUCAAUUAUGCUGGCAAAUUCACAUCGCCUAUGUUUCCGAAUAUCUACAGGAAUAAUAGCUAUUGUGUUUGGGAUGUUAGUGUUCCAAGGGGCUCGAAAGUUUUACUGGAGUUCACCACGUUCGAUCUUGGCUCUAGAGGAAUGUGUGACACUUCUUUAAGCGUCGAAGAAAGCACUGAGAGUGGGGCUUCAAUUACACGAUAUUGUGAAGGGGAACAUCCUGCAAAAUACAGAAGUCUUUCUAAUGAAGUGCGGAUAACGUACACUACGACUGUCAAUAAUGGAGGGACUGGAUGGGAAAUUGAUUUCAUUGCUAUUUCAGAAGAUUACGAGGAAACGAGUAAUGGACCUCUAGUUCAGUUGAGACCGCUCAUGUUUGUUGGUUAAUUCGACUUUCCAAAUAUUUAAGUUCUAGGUAAAAUAAAGGAAAUGGAGGUUUGUUUUGUAUUUUAAAUGUAAACAUAAGAAAUUUAAUUACCGUAAAUCAUAAAAAUGGCCAUUUUUGUCACAUUGAUAUUGUCUUUCACCGCCGAUAAUGAUCCAGCCCAGAAUUCGAUGAUAAUAUGUAUU
Molecule: messenger RNA, 11462 nt
Organism: Fopius arisanus
Lineage: Eukaryota; Metazoa; Arthropoda; Insecta; Hymenoptera; Braconidae
Gene: Cubn
Product: Cubilin
Exons: 16
Coding region: 90-11279 (3729 amino acids)
Molecular function (GO): calcium ion binding
Source: RefSeq, a predicted model, not a curated record